AUGAAUAUCGUCGAAUGGGCCUUCGGGAAGCGUAUGACGCCGGCAGAAAGACUACGCAAACACCAGAGAGCUCUAGAGAAGACACAAAGAGAGCUCGACCGUGAGCGAGUAAAGCUCGAGAAUCAAGAGAAGAAGCUCGUUCAAGACAUAAAGAAGAGCGCAAAGAAUGGGCAAAUGGGAGCCUGUAAAAUCCAAGCAAAAGAUCUGGUCAGGACGAGGAGAUACAUACAAAAAUUCUACUCCAUGCGCACCCAACUACAAGCUAUAUCCCUCCGCAUCCAAACUGUGCGCUCCAACGAGCAAAUGAUGCAAAGCAUGAAAGGCGCCACCUCCCUCCUCGGAUCCAUGAACCGGCAAAUGAACCUCCCUGCUCUACAACGCAUAGCCAUGGAAUUCGAAAAGGAAAACGACAUCAUGGAUCAAAGACAAGAGAUGAUGGACGAUGCGAUAGACGACGUGACCGGGUUAGAGGAUGAGGAGGAAGGAGAGGAGGUGGUGAAGGAGCUACUUGAUGAGAUUGGGGUGGAUUUGGGCCAGGCGAUGGGCGAAACACCCUCCGGCCUCCGGAAGACCGCAGUCUCAGACGGCCGAGUCGCAGAAGCUAUAGGCGGGGGAGGAGGAGGAGGAGGAGGACCAGGUGGCGGUGGAGGUAGUACAGACGAUGAUGAUCUCCAAGCUCGAUUGGAUAGUCUACGGCGAUAG
Messenger RNA from Letharia lupina, 702 nucleotides. RefSeq lists its product as uncharacterized. Lineage: Eukaryota; Fungi; Ascomycota; Lecanoromycetes; Lecanorales; Parmeliaceae. Gene Ontology annotation, cellular component: ESCRT III complex; multivesicular body. The coding region runs from base 1 to 702 and encodes 233 amino acids. The record is from RefSeq and is a predicted model, not a curated record. The transcript is spliced from 4 exons. Gene Ontology annotation, biological process: late endosome to vacuole transport; endosome transport via multivesicular body sorting pathway; protein transport.